Molecule: messenger RNA, 651 nt
Organism: Camelina sativa (false flax)
Lineage: Eukaryota; Viridiplantae; Streptophyta; Magnoliopsida; Brassicales; Brassicaceae
Source: RefSeq, a predicted model, not a curated record
AUGGCUACAUCUCCAAAACUUACUCUACGGUCUGGUACACAACUUGCUGAUCCGGCUAAAUAUCGAAGAAUUGUGGGUAGUCUUCAAUAUCUAGCAUUCACUAGGCCUGAUAUAUCGUAUGCGGUAAAUCGCUUAUCUCAAUUUAUGCAUCAACCAUCAACGGAUCACUGGACGGCGAUGAAGCGUGUCUUACGAUACUUAGCGGGUACUUUAGAUCAUGGGAUAUUACUCAAACGUGGUAUAAAUCGGAGUUUGCAUGCGUAUACGGACACCGAUUGGGCAGGGGACUCGAACGACUAUGUCUCCACCAAUGGUUACAUUGUGUAUCUCGGUCAACAUCCCAUCUCAUGGUCCUCAAAGAAACAGCGGAGCAUUGCCAAAUCAUCAACCGAAGCGGAAUAUCAGUCAGUGGCUACGACUUCUACUGAACUGAACUGGAUAUGCUCUCUACUUAAGGAACUAGGGGUCUCGUUCACUACACCUCCGGUCAUAUAUUGUGAUAAUAUUGGAAUCAAAUUCAGUCCAGGCAACUCCGUUGUUCAUGUCUCCACCAAAGAUCAAUUGGCUGAUGCAUUUACCAAACCAGUGUCUCGGGCUGCCUUUACCAACUUCUCUACCAAGAUUGGCGUGACCAAGGUCCCUUCAUCUUGA